AUGUUUAUAACUUAUAGUAAUAAUUAUUCAUGGCUUCACACGUAUAAUUUUUUUCCGCUUUUUAUUGUUGCGUAUAUAUACACAAAUACAUAUAAAAAUCGAAUAUGGCAACUAUUUACUUCUUUGUUUAAAUAUUCUUUUGUCGAAUAUAAUAAUGUCUUUCAACAAUAAAUCUAUCAAUAUGUUCGCCAGAUUAGCGGUUUCUAUCAAAGUAAUAAACUCUUUAAAUUUCUAGUAGGUAAUAUUAUAGGUAACCUCCUUGAUCCAUUUAUCCAUGAAACUGAAAGUUUAAAUAUGACAUUUGACACAAACAAACACAGGCAGUUAGAGAUUCCACAAAGGAGCAAUUCAUGGCUUUUAGAGUGACCAGAGUUCUUUUCGACAAAAAUGCGCAGCUGCGGAAGUGGUGCUAUGAGCUGUCCGGUUUCCAUAAAUACGGUUUGCUUCGGGACGAUUGUCUGUACGAGAACGAGGACGUACAGGAGGCCCUGCGGCGCCUCCCACAGCAUGUGGUGGAUGAGAGGAACUUCCGUCUCGUGAGGGCCAUCCAGCUGUCUGGGGCUAAGGUGCUGAUGCCACGGGAGCAGUGGACCAAGUUUGAGGAAGACAAGCUGUAUCUGACUCCUAUCGUGGACCAGGUGGUGAAGGAAAGGUUGGAGAGGGAGAAAUGGGAAAGCGAGUACUGAGGUGGUUCGACUGAGCGUUUUUUACUUUGAUGAAGUUUAAUAAAGUUGCUUUGUGAUUUUUUCGUUUCGGAUUUUACUAAAUUUUUAUUUUACAUUGUA
Messenger RNA from Zerene cesonia (dogface butterfly), 785 nucleotides. RefSeq names its product cytochrome b-c1 complex subunit 7-like. Bases 351 to 686 code for a protein of 111 amino acids. Lineage: Eukaryota; Metazoa; Arthropoda; Insecta; Lepidoptera; Pieridae. Gene Ontology annotation, biological process: mitochondrial electron transport, ubiquinol to cytochrome c. The transcript has a single exon. The record is from RefSeq and is a predicted model, not a curated record.